Messenger RNA from Otolemur garnettii (small-eared galago), 942 nucleotides. Its product is annotated as olfactory receptor 10Z1. The coding region runs from base 1 to 942 and encodes 313 amino acids. The transcript has a single exon. NCBI's taxonomy places the organism in Eukaryota, Metazoa, Chordata, Mammalia, Primates, Galagidae. Gene Ontology annotation, molecular function: olfactory receptor activity; G protein-coupled receptor activity. Gene Ontology annotation, cellular component: membrane. Gene Ontology annotation, biological process: G protein-coupled receptor signaling pathway. The record is from RefSeq and is a predicted model, not a curated record.
AUGGGGCCGACCAACGGGACCUCCUGGAGGGGUUUUGUCUUCCUGGGCUUCUCCAGCUUUGGAGAGCUGCAACUCCUGCUUUUUGCCUUGUUCCUCUCUCUAUAUGUCAUCACCCUGACCAGCAAUGUCUUCAUUAUUGUAGUCAUUCGGCUGGACAGCCAUCUGCACACCCCCAUGUACCUCUUCCUUUCCUUUCUAUCCUUCUCCGAGACCUGCUACACUUUGGGCAUCAUCCCUAGGAUGCUCUCUGGCCUGGCAAUGGGGAACCAGACUAUCUCCUAUGUGGGCUGUGCUGCCCAGAUGUUCUUCUCUGCCUCCUGGGCCUGUACCAACUGCUUCCUCCUGGCUGUCAUGGGCUUCGACAGAUAUGUGGCCAUCUGUUUUCCACUGCACUAUGCCAGUCGCAUGAAUCCUGCCCUCUGUGGCCAGCUGAUUGGUACCUCCUUCCUGAGUGGAUAUUUCUUUGGACUGGGAAUGACGUUGGUAAUUUUCCGCCUCUCAUUCUGCAGCUCCCAUGAGAUCCAGCACUUUUUCUGUGAUACCCCACCAGUACUGAGCCUAGCUUGUGGGGAUACAGGACUGAGUGAGCUGGGGAUCCUCAUUCUCAGCCUUCUGGUCCUCCUGGUUUCCUUCUUCUUCAUCACCAUCUCCUACGCCUACAUCCUGGCAGCGAUCCUGAGGAUCCCUUCUGCCGAGGGGCGGAAGAAGGCCUUCUCUACCUGCGCCUCACACUUCACCGUGGUCAUUAUUCACUAUGGUUGUGCUUCCUUCAUGUACCUGAGGCCCAAAGCCAGCUACUCCCUGGAGCGAGAUCAGCUCAUUGCUGUCACCUAUACUGUGGUGACCCCUCUCCUCAACCCCAUUGUAUAUAGUCUAAGGAAUCGGGCUGUGCAGGCAGCUCUAAGAAAUGCUUUCCAAGGGAGGCUGCUGGGUAAAGGGUGA